AUGUUGACCUUGAUACUGCAAUGCAUCCCCCCGGAAGCUGCCUGGGACACAGAAGUGGCGCAGAAAGAAGGCACCAAGUGCUACUCCGCUGCGACCUAUCUGAAGAUUGGCAAAUUCAACAGCUCGAUCAACAUCGUUACCGACUUCCUCUACGCCACCCUCCCGGUCUUCAUGUUUCACGACAUCCAAGUCAACCGACGGACAAGGGCGUCCCUCAUGUGCAUCUUAAGUCUGGGAUACUUGUACGUCUCCCUGGUAUCAUCUGAAUUCCCAAUUAACGAGAAAAGUGCCUGCGCCGCGGCGAUCGUAAAAGCCGUCCUGCAAAGUCGCAUCUUUCAAGAGAGCGAAGCAUACCGCGACGCCAACUACCAUAUUUGGAACUCAGUCGAACUCAACGUCGGCAUUAUCGCCGCCUGCUUCCCGACCAUUAAGCCUCUCGCAAAGAGUCUGAUAGGCAGCACAAAAGGCCUAACAGGCUACGGAUCACGCAGUCGAAAACGAACGGGGGCGGAAAACGCCUACUACGGACCGAACAGCCAUGCUCUGGCAUCUAUGCAUCGCAGCCGGAUGGAUCCUGAGGAACAAAAGUACCACGUCCAGAUCCACGCGAACCAUCCUUCACUCUCUGGGUCCGACGGCGGGAGCGAAGAGAACCUCGCCACAAGCAAGCGGAAGUCGUCGAUUAAUACACGCAUCAUGCAGACGACGGAGGUGAUCGUGCAUACGGAAGACGGCAAUGCGAGUGACCAUGACCAUGACCGCGGGUCAUCCUCGAUCGGGCCACGGAGGACGGUCGAGGAUCGAAUAUGA
This is a messenger RNA of Aspergillus mulundensis, 810 nucleotides long. RefSeq lists its product as uncharacterized. Bases 1 to 810 code for a protein of 269 amino acids. The transcript has 3 exons. The record is from RefSeq and is a predicted model, not a curated record. NCBI's taxonomy places the organism in Eukaryota, Fungi, Ascomycota, Eurotiomycetes, Eurotiales, Aspergillaceae.